Molecule: messenger RNA, 570 nt
Organism: Rhagoletis zephyria (snowberry fruit fly)
Lineage: Eukaryota; Metazoa; Arthropoda; Insecta; Diptera; Tephritidae
Source: RefSeq, a predicted model, not a curated record
AUGGGAAUAAGCUCACGAACUGACGCCGGAGUUCAUGCUUACCAGAACACACUGAACGUCGAUCUGACACAUCCCUUCCCUGACACCAUCUACAAGCCCUCUUUUAUCACGGAAUCGGUAAACCGCAUUCUAGCAAUGAAAAGCCACGAGAUUACAGUCUUAGAAACUCGACUAGUUCCAAGCUACUUUCACUCUCGCAUCAACGCCAAGUAUCGCUCUUACGUGUACAGAUUAGCUGUAGCAUCUGAUGGCGAUGAUGGUGAUCAGUCAACGGAUUCGGAAACUUCUACUUCUUCAAAUCAGUCCACCAAGGCAAAUUCACUAGACAUAAGCCUGGUCCGGCAGUGCACGGAGCUCUUCGUCGGCCGACACGACUUUGCCAACUUCUCCAGCGUGGAUAGCAACAACCGCGAGAAGGACACUGUGAAGACGUUGGAUCUGCUGCAGCUGCACCAGUGUCCGCCACCGCUGACCAGCUUUGAGCUGCAGACGGAGGCCUACUCGAGGCUGCGCUUCUACGAGCUGCACAUCAAGGCGAAGUCAUUUCUCUACAAUCAGGUGCGGCGGAUG